This is a messenger RNA of Durusdinium trenchii, 1416 nucleotides long. The record is from the annotation of a GenBank genome assembly. Lineage: Eukaryota; Dinophyceae; Suessiales; Symbiodiniaceae.
AGGCUCAAUCCAUCUCCAACCGCACGUGGUAGUUCCUCGUUCUUGUAGUUUGGAAUCCCUUCUUUCGCCAUGGCAACGCCUGAGUCAUCCGACUGGAUCAUGAUUGAGAAAGAGGUGGACGAAACCGGUCAUGGGCAGACUGGAUUGGCUGUUGAUGCAGAGCUGGAUUUGUGUUUCAUUUGUGAUUGCACGGGCUCAAUGGGACAGUACAUCAAGGCAGCUCAAGAGAACAUUCAAUCCAUUGUGACGAAGAUUUCGGGCCAUGGAGAAAAGGUGCGCUUCGGCUUGAUCAGCUACAGAGAUCACCCGCCCCAAGAUAGCACCUUCGUUACUCAGUGUCAUCCAUUCACCGAGAAUCUGGAAACAAUGCGGCAAUAUGUAGACACAAUGAGGGCCAACGGUGGAGGGGAUGGGCCCGAAGCUGUGACAGCUGCUCUUUUUGAAGCCUUAUCAUUGCCGUGGAGACCGAAUGCCACAAAGAUUUGUGUAUUGAUCGCAGAUGCACCGCCCCAUGGCUUGGAACCCAGCGGAGAUGGAUUUCCCAAUGGAGAUCCUGAUGGGCGAGAUCCUUUGGAGAUUUUGCGGGACAUGGCCACGCUUGGCAUCACGGUCUACACAGUAGGCUGUGAGCCCGCACUCGGAGCUUACCAUUUUGCUCGAGAUUUCCUUUGCAAUGUGGCCGAAGUGACGGGUGGGCAAGCCGUUGCGUUAAGUUCAGCUGCCAUGCUUGCAGAUGUGAUCAUCAAUGGAAGUGCUGAAGAGAUCGGACUUUCAAAACUUCAACGACAAGUUGAAGAGGAAGUCUUGAAAGUGCAAACUGAAGCCAGGAGUGCGGGUCACAACAUCAGCACUGAAGCAUCCGUGACGGCAGCUGUGGCUAGUUUGCAAGCUCGCGGUCUUACCUCGGUGCAAAUGGAAACCGAUGGGCGAAUGACAAAUGCCACCAAGCCUUGCUGGGGCAAUGUCUUGGAGAAGAAGUCCCUGGCCAAAGUGAAAGAAGAACUCGGCAAAUUUGCCGCCACAGUGCCUUCAGCAGAAAUCUUACCCUCUUGCUUGAGGUCAGCGCGACUACCAGGCCCAAGCAUGCCCAGAGGCUAUGCUGGUGCCUCUGCGCCUCCUGUGCUUAGUGGGCUUAGUGCACCUACGUCCGCGAAGACCAACUUGUUGAAGACGGAUCUCAUCAGUGGAGAGCAGGUGAGCCGCAUUGUGCAACGGGCGCAGUGCCAGAAUCGCUUGCUGUGAUCCAUGCCGUGCAAAUUUGUGAAGUUCUAUUUAGUUGGCACCAAGGCUCUUUGGUUGCUCAUGCUUGGGCUGAAUUGCAGACAUGGCCCUAUGAGGUGUACAGAUACCGAGAGUAUACAUUGGUGACAACAUGUGAUCGGAAAUGCGUGCAAGAAGCUAGUAGAAACAAGAAAC